AUGAGAGCAGCUAGCUUUCCACAGCCGCUCGUGGCCAAGCCGCAUCGCCGGGAAGACCUCCUUUCCCUUGCACAAAUAAAGAAAUCCCUCGAAGAAGUUCCCAUGUCAAUUCCAUACGAAAUGUCCGGUAAGAUCGAGUGCUCUUCCAGCGGUAGAGACAAAGUGGUGAUCGACUGCAACGACGGCAUCAUCAGUUUCGUCGAUCGUGGCCUCAACUUCAAUUCAGGAUUCUAA
Molecule: messenger RNA, 234 nt
Organism: Linum trigynum
Lineage: Eukaryota; Viridiplantae; Streptophyta; Magnoliopsida; Malpighiales; Linaceae
Source: the annotation of a GenBank genome assembly